Molecule: messenger RNA, 1030 nt
Organism: Molossus molossus (Pallas's mastiff bat)
Lineage: Eukaryota; Metazoa; Chordata; Mammalia; Chiroptera; Molossidae
Product: actin-like protein 6A
Exons: 10
Coding region: 209-889 (226 amino acids)
Biological process (GO): nervous system development; regulation of transcription by RNA polymerase II
Cellular component (GO): NuA4 histone acetyltransferase complex; SWI/SNF complex
Molecular function (GO): chromatin binding
Source: RefSeq, a predicted model, not a curated record
UCAGGAAAUACAAUGCUGGGAGUCAGUCACGUUGUCACUACAAGUGUUGGGAUGUGCGAUAUUGAUAUCAGACCAAUUUGCUAAUGGGCGUUCGACUGGGCUUAUUUUGGACAGUGGAGCCACUCAUACCACUGCAAUUCCAGUUCACGAUGGCUAUGUCCUUCAGCAAGGUAUUGUGAAGUCCCCUCUUGCUGGAGACUUUAUUACAAUGCAAUGCAGAGAGCUCUUCCAGGAAAUGAACAUAGAACUGAUUCCCCCAUAUAUGAUUGCAUCAAAAGAACCUGUGCGUGAAGGAUCACCAGCAAACUGGAAAAGAAAAGAGAAGUUGCCUCAGGUUACAAGGUCUUGGCACAAUUACAUGUGUAACUGUGUUAUCCAGGAUUUUCAAGCUUCAGUUCUUCAAGUAUCAGAUUCACCGUAUGAUGAACAAGUAGCCGCACAGAUGCCAACUGUUCAUUAUGAAUUCCCCAAUGGCUACAACUGUGAUUUUGGAGCAGAACGGUUAAAGAUUCCUGAAGGGUUAUUUGACCCUUCCAAUGUAAAGGGAUUAUCAGGAAAUACAAUGCUGGGAGUCAGUCACGUUGUCACUACAAGUGUUGGGAUGUGCGAUAUUGAUAUCAGACCAGGUCUCUAUGGCAGUGUCAUAGUGGCAGGAGGAAACACGCUAAUACAGAGCUUCACUGACAGGUUGAAUAGAGAACUGUCUCAGAAAACUCCCCCUAGUAUGCGGUUGAAAUUGAUUGCAAAUAAUACGACAGUGGAACGGAGGUUCAGUUCAUGGAUUGGUGGCUCUAUUCUAGCUUCUCUGGGAACCUUUCAACAGAUGUGGAUUUCCAAACAAGAAUAUGAAGAAGGAGGGAAGCAGUGUGUAGAAAGGAAGUGCCCUUGAAAAGUGUUCCCACACCUCCACCUUCCUGUCACCUUAACGUUUCAUAGCUUUAGUACACUCAGGAAAAGAAUGACCAUCUUUUGUAGAAUGUUUAUACAUUUUUGUAUUUUUCAAUUUCCACUUAAAUUUCUCAAGGCUUUA